This is a messenger RNA of Papaver somniferum (opium poppy), 684 nucleotides long. Its product is annotated as trichohyalin-like. NCBI's taxonomy places the organism in Eukaryota, Viridiplantae, Streptophyta, Magnoliopsida, Ranunculales, Papaveraceae. The coding region runs from base 1 to 684 and encodes 227 amino acids. The record is from RefSeq and is a predicted model, not a curated record. The transcript has a single exon.
AUGAUAAGAAUUAGAUAUACUGUUAAGCAAGCGGAAACAACCAGAAGAAGUAAAAGAAUUUACGAACGAAGAAGAGGAGAAAUUCAUGAGCAAUUAGAAGAAGGAGAAAGAACAAAUCAAAGAAAUGAUGUCCUGAAUGGACUACAACGUACACAAAAGCAGAAUAAUGAUAUUGAUUAUGAUAGAGUGAGUAUUCAUACUGCACAUACGAACUCUACCGAAGAUGAAACACAGAGAACUGGAGAUGAAGGAAGGAUUGAAGGAAAUGAAGAAAAUAUGACACUUGAAGAACUUAGACAAAGAUUUAUUGCUGAGCGACAAAGAGAAGAUGAAGAGCGUGUGAAUUUGAUACGACAGAAUGAUGAUUUAAGAGAAGAGAAUCUCAGAUUACACGAACAAAGAUCAAGAAGCGUUACGCGAUCAAGAUCAAGAACCAGCAGAAGUUCAUCAAGACAAAGUCGAUCAAAUCGAAGAAAUUCCAAGCGAGAACAAACAUUAGAUAAUAUUUAUGAGAAUUUGCAAGAAGAUGAUAAUUUACAAGAUCAAUGCGAGAGACGCACAGUAAAUGACCGAUAUGAACAGCAACAUGAGCGUCGUGGCAGACAAGAAGAUCAAAUGAACAAUAGACUUCAAGAUGCAACCGCACGUCAUCGUACUCGUUACGCAUCAGAUAAUGAUGGAUAA